UAUUUUUUUUAUUUCACCUUUAUUUAACCAGGUAGGCUAGUUGAGAACAAGUUCUCAUUUGCAACUUCGCAGUUGCAAAUGGCCAAGAUAAAGCAUAGCAGUGUGAACAGACAACACAGAGUUACACAUGGAGUAAACAAUUAACAAGUCAAUAACACAGUAGAGAAAAAAAAGGGGAGUCUAUAUACAUUGUGUGCAAAAGGCAUGAGGAGGUAGGCGAAUAAUUACAAUUUUGCAGAUUAAUAACACUGGAGUGAUAAAUGAUCAGAUGGUCAUGUACAGGUAGAGAUAUUGCUGUGCAAAAGAGCAGAAAAGUAAAUAAAUAAAAGCAGUAUGGGGAUGAGGUAGGUAAAAAUGGGUGGGCUAUUUACCGAUAGACUAUGUACAGCUGCAGCGAUCGGUUAACUGCUCAGAUAGCAGAUGUUUGAAGUUGGUGAGGGAGAUAAAAGUCUCCAACGAUUUUUGCAGCGGGGUAUGAAACAAUACCUGUCUACACAAAAUUAUUACAUUUUUUAUCAUAAUUUUCAACUGAAAGUGGUUCACUUAACAGCCAUUCCCAUAUCAUAUACACUCCCAUCUGUAUUAAUUUGGACAGUGAAGCAAAAAUGUGUACAUUUGGCUCUAUACUCCAGCAUUUUGUAUUUGAAAUAAAUAAAAUGUUUCAUAUGAAGUGACAGUACGGAAUGUCACCUUUUAUGUGAGGGCAUUUUCAUACACACCGGUUUUACUGUUUAGAAAUUAAAGCACUUUAUGUCUCUAGUCCCCCUCAAAAAAUGCUAACCUCUCACCAUUACCAAUAACAGGGGAGGUUAGCAUUUCUCGCUCAUCAUUAUUCAGGAUUCAUUCAUGAUUAUCCAUAAUCAUGGGAGCAUCCACAUUAAUGUAGAAGUGUUCAGAAACAUCUUCUAUUCUUAUUUAAAAUAAAAGUGACUCCAAAAUGACACAAUACAUGAUUUACCAUUCAGUUCCUACUGGGCAAGACAUUAUCCGAAACACAACCAAAAACUGCAAAUGCUUCCAACAACAGUUUGUAGAGUCACAAGCUUGACAUAGUCAUUGCGUGCUAGGAAUAUGGGACCAAAUACUAUACUUUUGACUACUUACUAUACUAUAAUUUCAUUGUUCCAAAUAAAACGUAUUCAAAAUGGGUGGACUAGAUACACGAAGUGAUAUCUAAACAGUAAAACAGAUAUAUAAUGAAACAUUUAAUCUCAUAUCCAAAAUUCUGGAGAAUAGGGCCAAAUGUACACAUUUUUGCUUCUCUGCAGCACAAUGUUAUUCAAUAUAAAUCAUCACCAACCUUCUGGGUAAAGCAGGCUAUUAAGUAACAGAUUCCUAUACAAUAAAUUGGUGAUUAGGAUGAAAUUAGUAGGACCAUAGUUAAUAGAAAAAUCUAUUAAAAGAUGGCCAAUGUUUUGCUGAUUAAAUGCAUAGGGUCGAAUAUACCUUGACUAUUAUGCAUCUAUCCGUUACAAUCUAUUAUUAUCUGUUGUUACAUUGGUGAAGUUCGUUUGGCAUGGCCCGGUGCCCCGGGUGGCUGGCUAUUUCACUCAAGGACCAAUGGAAUGGUCCUAAAUUAACAACUCCGCUAACCCGGGGCACCAGCCCACGCAAAACGAACCGAAUAAUGUCUCAAUCAGUUGUUACAAUUGCAUCGCCAUCAACUCACAGCCAAUCCCCUAAAACCAAACCGUACUUAUUUCAAUAAUGAUACGUUUGAACCAAUCAGCUUAUGGUGGGCGUGGAGAGGUCCUCUCGCCGGCUAAAUUCAUUCCUCAACGAGCACAAUCGUUCUAUUAUACUAGAAUGGCGACUGCUGUUUUCGGUCGUCAAUGUACAACAGGCAGUAAUACUGCAAAAUCACACAAAGAACACCUGCGAAAAGGUAAGGAUUCACGACGGAGACAGGCGGCUCUUUUGUUCCUCAACAACAUAUCUUUAGACGGAAGGCCUUUGUAUCAUCUCAGCAAUGGAAACCACGGUCAAAGGGAGGCCGCGGAACUCCGAAGUCGAGACGCCACCGGGGCACAGGCGACUGGACACCCUCUUUUCUCAUCGAGUAUCUACGGAACCGUCUCCCUUGUGGCACCCUCCUUGGCCGGUGGCGCUGCUCCUACUGUGGCGGGGAUCAGUGGACUGAGCCCAGUCCCUCCUAAUUUGGUCAUGUCUACAGACACGGGCUCAAGUACUGCUGUGCGGUGUAGUGAGGUGUUUUUUGAGGGAGUUGACCCCAUGGUCCCACCAGAUACCCCUCUGUCCCCCACCUCUGGACCUCAGACAUUCAAUCCAAGUGCCAAAUCAUCAUUUGUGCUCCAGACUCAGAAUUCCGUUCCGGGGGAUACACAAAGAUCACGGAAUCAUUCGGGCUCUCCAAAACCUGCAAGGGUGGCCAAGAAGGUCCACUUUAUCAAGAAUAUGAGGCAGUAUGACACAAGAGGCAGCAGGAUCAUGAUGAUUUGUGCCAAGCGGUCUCUAUGUGCUGCUUUCUCAGUGCUGCCCUAUGGAGAGCGUAUUCACCUCAGUGACUCAAAGUUGGAGGCGCACAAACUACAGCUGUCCUCUGGGGUGGCAUCUGACCUGUUCCCUGGCCUGGAGGGCCUGGGGGUGGAGCUAGGUGCAUAUGGAAAGGUAAGGUUGAACUGGAGAGUAAUUGCACACUGUCUGUCUGUGCUUUGUGUUCGUAAACAUCUCUUUCCUCAUCAGACGGUAUCGUACGCUCAGUUCCUUUUCCCCACUAAUGCCCUGGUGAGACCGAAGAGCAGUGGACCACUAGAGCCCAGCACAACACAGACCCCCCUGUCACGUUACCAAUGCAACGGCCAGAAGAACUACACCACCCCGUCUCGACUCAACAGCACCAUAGGACAGGACCUGAAUAUAGAAGACCUGGCAGACUAUGAUCCCUACCUACUCAGUGACCCUCAGUGGCCUUGCGGGAGACACAAGAGAGUUCUUAUAUUCUCAUCAUAUGUGACGACUGUUAUUGAGUAUGUAAAGCCGUCGGACCUGAAGAAAGACAUGAAUGAGACGUUUAAGGAGAAGUUCCCCUAUAUUAAACUGACCCUCAGCAAGAUAAGAAGCCUGAAAUGGGAGAUGCGUGCGGUGGGAGAGGAGUGCAGUUUGCAGCCGGUCACAGUGGCCAUGGCAUUUGUGUACUUUGAGAAACUGGUGCUGCAGGGCCGCCUGAACAAGCAGAAUAGGAAGUUGGUGUCUGCAGCCUGCGUCCUACUGGCAGCCAAGAUCAGCAGUGACCUGAAGAAGCAGGAGGUCCGACAGCUGAUUGACAAGCUGGAGGAGCGUUUUCGUAUAAACCGCCGGGAGUUGAUUCCAUUGGAGUUCCCUGUCCUGGUUGCCUUGGAAAUGGGGCUCUACCUCCCUGACAGCAAGGUCAUGCCGCACUACCGCAGGCUGGUGCAGCAGGGCUAGACUGGAGGUGGCCCGGAGAACUGGCCUGUGACAGUUUUGAUAUUUAAGUCCUGAUGAUAUUGAUUGGAAAUGCUGAUCCUGAAUCAGCACCUUGAGAGAUGCACCUUCUGCCCUAGAAUCUGUUCAGGUGUAGCAGGCCAGCCCAGCUUACAAUGCUCCUUAUAAAAAUAAAGUUUAGGUACUCUAUUUAUUUGAUUGAAUGCCAUCCAAUAUCUUGAUAACUUGAUAUGAUAAUAUCUUGGUAAUAGAAUGAAGGAUUUUUAAGAAUAUUUUCUGAAAAGCUGUUGGACUUUUUUUUUCUUUCUAUGUUUUGAUUCUUGUUGGGUCAGCUUGUUCUGAACUUCUUUCUGGGUGGUAUAUGGCAUUCUGAUGUGAAUAUUUUUUUUCAUAGAAGGGUUCAAAACCAUGUUUAUUUGUACAAAAAGUACACCUUAAAUAUUUGCAAAAAAUGUGUGUGUAGGAUGGCAACCCGAUGGGGGUGUCUGUAAGAACACAGAGGACUUUUACUAUUCUCUAGUUUAGCUCUUUCGGUCUUAAAGGCAUUGGUGCUCGGAUGAGUGGCAACGAUGGGUUACAUGUGAUCAGAUGACAGAUGUAGAUGGUUUUAGUUGUCAGCACACGCAUCUGUUUGUGUCCAUUGUACGUACUGGUUUGGUUGCUUGUGAGAAGAGGGCUAAUGAUUGAAGGUGAGAGCACAGAUCUCCCGAGGGUUGACUUGUUGUUCAAAGUUUUUUUUUUUUUUAUCAAAAAAUCUAACCAGAUUAAGACUUGCAGUGCAUUCAAAAUACAUGAGUGCUUUGUUAUAGAUGAUGUCACAGAUCAUGUUAAAGGUGGUGAUUGUUCCUUCUAAUCCUCUGUACUUUCAUUUCUAACUGUGGGAAGAAGUUUUAACUUAGACACACUCUUUAAAUAGAGUUUAAGGUCCUCAUUAUGUGAUGUUGAUGGUUGCCAUCAGUUUGAAAUAAUUUAGACGCCCUGAAGUAAUUCCCUGUCCAAAGGGAGAUUUUUUUUUUGUGUGUGUGUAAAUUGUGCCUGGUAUUGGUAUCUUUGCUCAUUAUAGCUUGUGUUGAUCUUACUAUUUAUUCACUCACUUUGAAAAUGACACAUCAGUCAUUGGACUUAAAAGGCCUCAUGUGAUUGAGAUGACACUCUGGCCAGACCAGAACUCUCAUCCUCAGUUGUUUUUAUUGUAUCAUUUGUUUAGAACUUUGCUUGGAUGGUAUUUAUUACCCUUUUCUUGGGUUGGAAUCUCAACAGUUUUGAUCAUGUCAGUUCUGUAGCUAGCAAUCAGUCUAAUUGUGUAGACUUUAAAUCACCACUGUGCAAUCAACUGCCUCUUUGAUGUUCUAUUACACAAAUUACUUUUCUGCUGUGAAUGGUUUUGUUAAGUUGCAUGGUUCAGUCAAUCUUCAUAUCAGUACUUCGUUGGUAUUGUAUAUCAACACCCAGGUAUAGGAUUUGCAACAAGUAUUCUUACCAUAUUGUUCAAAGUACUGGAUCAUCCACAAGCCAGUUGUCUUUUUUAUUAGCUCAGGAAAUAUCUUUGAAUUAAUGCUUUAUUUUCCACUGAUCAUUCUGAGAUCAUGGGAUUUAUCAAACAGAAACUCUGGAAUGAGAGCAGGUAGAAACCAGUUAUUUGUGUGUCCUAAAGUGUAUUUAUUUACAGUAUUUUGUGUAUUUCUCUUCAUUUGCAUUGUAUUAUGCCACUUGACAAAACAGUAAGAAGUGCCUAAAAACCACCAUGAGUUGAAUGACAUAUCAGUCCUAUCCAGAUAUUAUUCCCUCUUGUAUUUCACUCUCUUAUUGCUGUUGGGGUGUUUCACCGUACCUGUGAAUAUCAUGGAAAAUUGGCCUCUGCAUAAUGUGAAGCUCAUUGUUCUUUGAGUGAUCUUGGAAAAAUGUUUUGUACAGUAAUGUGCAGAUUUCUGCUGUGGUGUGACUGGAUGUGGUGUGACUGGAUGUCUUUGUUUUGCAAAUGUAUGCUUAAAUCACCUCAUGUCAUUGGUUUAGAAUGUGAAAUGGUAGAACUUCUGACAAAUUUGUGAUCAUGGAUGGUGUCAAUUUUGUAUAUUUUAAAGUAUAUUUUUAUUCUUAAAUCAGAAAAUAUAUUUAAACAUUUUCUAACCAUUAAGACCACAUGACUGGAGUUUUUUAAAGUUUUUUUAGGCCAGGAAGCUACAGGUCACAUUGGCACAUGUAGCUGACACUAGUCUAUCAAGGCCCAAAUCCUAAACAGUCACAAUAUUCUGGUUUGCAAUACCAGGGAACACAUUUUAAUGUUGUUGAUUCAAGCUCUGAUUUGAGCACGUGUGCAUCAAUUUGUUAUAAUUUUAACACCCAAUUGAGGGUAGGUGUCUGGGAGACCGCUUCAGUGCUCUAAAUAACAUCCACUCUCUUAUUGCUGUUGGGGUGUUUCACCGUACCUGUGAAUAUCAUGGAAAAUUGGCCUCUGCAUAAUGUGAAGCUCAUUGUUCUUUGAGUGAUCUUGGAAAAAUGUUUUGUACAGUAAUGUGCAGAUUUCUGCUGUGGUGUGACUGGAUGUGGUGUGACUGGAUGUCUUUGUUUUGCAAAUGUAUGCUUAAAUCACCUCAUGUCAUUGGUUUAGAAUGUGAAAUGGUAGAACUUCUGACAAAUUUGUGAUCAUGGAUGGUGUCAAUUUUGUAUAUUUUAAAGUAUAUUUUUAUUCUUAAAUCAGAAAAUAUAUUUAAACAUUUUCUAACCAUUAA
Molecule: messenger RNA, 6152 nt
Organism: Oncorhynchus kisutch (coho salmon)
Lineage: Eukaryota; Metazoa; Chordata; Actinopteri; Salmoniformes; Salmonidae
Product: CDK5 and ABL1 enzyme substrate 2
Exons: 8
Coding region: 1708-3426 (572 amino acids)
Biological process (GO): regulation of cell cycle
Source: RefSeq, a predicted model, not a curated record